This is a messenger RNA of Vigna angularis (adzuki bean), 1133 nucleotides long. Its product is annotated as palmitoyl-acyl carrier protein thioesterase, chloroplastic. Bases 1 to 1080 code for a protein of 359 amino acids. The record is from RefSeq and is a predicted model, not a curated record. The transcript has 6 exons. Gene Ontology annotation, molecular function: fatty acyl-[ACP] hydrolase activity; acyl carrier activity. Lineage: Eukaryota; Viridiplantae; Streptophyta; Magnoliopsida; Fabales; Fabaceae. Gene Ontology annotation, biological process: fatty acid biosynthetic process.
AUGAAUUCUGCUAUGACAUCAUCAAUGGUGGCACCCAUCAAUAUGGGGAAACAACUUCUAGGAAAUUGGUACAACACUAAUAGAAGGUUUUCGUUAUGUUCUCAUUGUACUCCAGUGGGAUUGAACACGAGGAAUGGAUUGAAAGAUGUUCCAUUGAUUAAUGGUACAACAAGAAGGAAGUUGGGAAAUGAAAGCACAGAAGAUUUUGCUACUUUCCUUCGUGGAAGUUUUGUCGAGGGCAGGUUUGUAUAUAGACAAAAUUUCUUUGUGAGGUCUUACGAAACUGGGCCAGAUAAGACUAUCUCCAUGGAGACACUCACCAACUUUCUCCAGGAAAGUGCUUUAAAUCAUGUAAGCAGCUGUGGGUUCAGUCAGAACAGUUUUGGAACUUCUUACGAGAUGGAUCUUCGAAAACUCAUUUGGGUCGUUACUCGCAUUCAGGUUCAAGUACAGAGAUACAGCAGAUGGGGGGAUGAAAUUGAGGUUGAAACUUGGAUUGAUGUUGGCGGAAAGAAUGGGACACGAAGAGACUGGAUAAUCAGGGAUCGUUACACCAAAGAAAUCAUAGCUAAAGCAACCAGCAUGUGGGCAAUCAUGAAUAGAGAAACAAGAAGAUUAUCCAAGAUGCCUGAAGAAGUUAGACAAGAACUUGAUCCUUUCUACUUUAACAAGUUUGCUAUUGCCACUGAAGAAAUAGAUCAGCAGAAGAUACAGAAGCUCACUGAUGCCACCGCUGAGGGUUUUCGAUUUGGAGUGACUCCAGGGUGGAACGACAUGGAUGUUAACCAGCAUGUUAACAACGCAAAAUACACCAGAUGGAUCUCGGAGAGCGUGCCAAGAAAAAUGUUAGAAGAUUACAAAAUGACAAGCAUGAUCUUAGAAUUUCGGCGUGAAUGUACGCAUUCAGAUAUACUGGAAUCAAUGACAAGUGCAUCAGCCAAAGUGAUUGGUGCCUCAAACAAUAAGUAUGUUAGCAGAAAACCCAACCUGCAAUUUAUACACUUGCUUCGUCUACAAGACAAUAAGACGGAGUUGGUUCGUGCCAGAACCGAAUGGAAUCUCAAGCAAAACCACACAUGAUACGCUUUUAUAUAUAUAUAUAUAUAUAUAUAUAUAUAUAUAUAUAUAUGUUU